This is a messenger RNA of Gastrolobium bilobum, 932 nucleotides long. RefSeq lists its product as uncharacterized. Lineage: Eukaryota; Viridiplantae; Streptophyta; Magnoliopsida; Fabales; Fabaceae. Gene Ontology annotation, biological process: protein folding; protein stabilization; protein import into mitochondrial matrix. The transcript is spliced from 2 exons. Gene Ontology annotation, cellular component: mitochondrion. The record is from RefSeq and is a predicted model, not a curated record. Gene Ontology annotation, molecular function: zinc ion binding; protein-folding chaperone binding. Bases 25 to 582 code for a protein of 185 amino acids.
GUUGGGGUUGAGGAGCAGUCAGUCAUGGCGGCAAGGAUGUUGCAGAGGCGAUUCUUCUUCUCAAUCUUUUCAAGGCAUCCUCAUCAUCACACUACCAUCACUCAAGCAUCCUCUUUGCAUUCUUAUACCAGUACCAGUGCAAUAUUAAGCAGAUAUGGAUUUCACAAAAGGGGGUUCUCGACAGAUGCAAAUCCAAUUAAACAUGUUUGUAAAGAUGUAGAAAAGAAUGAAGCUGAAAAUGUUCCUACAUCCAUGAGCAUUGAUGAGAACUCUGCUGUGAAGUUUUCUGCUAAGUCCAAUUUGAAAACAUCGUCAAGGCAUGAUCUUGCUAUGAUUUUCACCUGCAAGGUCUGUGAAACGAGAUCCAUUAAGACAGUUUGUCGCGAAUCAUAUGAGAAAGGUGUAGUGGUGGCAAGAUGUGGAGGUUGUAAUAAUAUACACUUGAUUGCAGAUCAUCUUGGGUGGUUUGGCGAACCGGGAAGCAUUGAGGACUUCCUGGCUGCUCGUGGUGAAGAAGUGAAAAGAGGUUCAAUUGAUACACUGAAUCUCACCCUCGAAGAUAUAGCUGGAAGAAAAUCUUGAAGAAGUGUACAAUUUGGCCAAAUAUAUAGGCUUGUUAACUCAACUUUUCUGUCUCUUGAUUACCCGGUAAUAAAAAGUGAUAUAUUUAAUGUAACCUUUUAUGAUUAUCAAUUAUUUUUUGUGCCUACUGAAGGAAUGAUUUUGAGAUCUUGCAUAAACAGUAUCCACAGAGGAAUAGUAAGUUGGGAAGUGAGGAGCAAGAGGAAACAACUUAGGUUAAUAGUUGUGUAAAAUGUCUCUACUUUUAUCAAUUAACCAGUUUUUUUGCACACCCCCAGUUUUCUUGGAUCAUUAUUUCACCUUCCUAUUGUUUUGUUACUCUGUGUGCUCUCAAGGGAGAAUGCUGACCC